AUGAUCUCAACUUCAUCUAUCGUUUAUUUAUCAGUAUUAUUUGGCAUUCUUUUGGCAAAUUUUCAAUACAAUUAUCAUAUUGGAAAUGUGAAAUUCUCUUGCAUUGAAGGAUGGAAUUUGUAUGGAAAUUCAUGCUAUAUAGUUGUUCAGCAAGAACUCUCUUGGAUAGAUGCUAACAAUCUUUGUGCUUCUCAGAGAUAUAACUAUAGUCGAAGCAUUGCCUUAUAUGAUUGGUUUUUGAUGCGUGACAUGAGUGUUAGUUUACUUAAUUCAACAAACAAUUAUUGGACAGCAUUUUAUUAUCGAGGCACGAAAGAUGCAAAAAGACAGGACUGUCGUGCACAUGAUGCAGUGCUGCAUGCAAAAUACCAUUCUUAUACAACAUCAAUUUAUAAUCCCCUCUGGUCAUCACACCAGUCUGGACUUGAAAAUUGUGCUGUAAAUAGUUGCAUCUAUAUGUAUGCUAAUUUUUCGGAUCAAACAAACUAUGGUUGGAAAAUGGAAAAUUGUUCUAUAAAGCAUUCAACAAUCUGUGAAACGUUUGCUUGUUUGGAAGAUUACCAAUAUCGAUGUAAUGAUAACAGUAAAUGUUAUCCACGAAAAGGCCGAUGUGAUGGAAUACAGGAAUGUAGCGAUAAUUCUGAUGAAGCGGGCUGUUCAAAGAAACGUGUUAGCUGUGGCAAAACAUUGUUCGAAGAAGCAACAAACGAAAUAAGCUUUGAAAUAAAUUCCGCUCAAUAUGCUUCAUGUCAAUGGACCAUUCGACAACCCGUUGGCAAUAAAAUCAUUCUAACGCUGGUUAAUAUCACUAUUAGAGAUGGUGAUGAACUGGUUAUUAGUGGAAUUCAAAAUAAUACUGUGAGUAAUAGCACUUCUAUUUCACAAAUGCUAUUGAAUACGUCGACAGUGAAAGAACAAUAUAUCUCCGUUGAUAAUACGGUGAUAAUCACUUUUCGAUCUCAGAACACCAAUCUAUCAGUUGCUAAUAUGCUUGAUGUUGUUCUGAAGUUCUCAUACAUUGCACGAGGAAUGUACUGCUUUUUGCCGGUUAUUGCUUACGGUUCGGUAGUAAAUGUAACAGGUUUUGGAAUAGGUCAUGAGUUGUACUUUAAAUGUCAUUUGGGUUAUCAGAUACCAUUUGGACAGUCUUUUUCAUCAUACUGCUACAAUGGUGAAUGGACGCCAAAACCGAAGUGUCAGACUUUGAGUUGUGGCUCAGCAAGUGUAGUGUACAAUAAUGCAAUUCUUACUGGUUAUACUAGAAAUGCAACUUUGUACAGUCGAGCAUUAUAUUCUUGUGAAACCGGUUUACAACAUAAAGGCAGCUCUCCACCGUUCCGGUUAUGUACCGAGAAUGGAACAUGGAGCAAUCCGGAUUUUUUCUGUCAGGCAUCUCUUUGUUAUGCUACUUCAUUCGCAUAUGGACAUUUCUUGGAUCAAUUUUAUGCAAAUGGUACAGCAGGAAAAUAUGUAUGCGAUGAAGGAUUUUAUCAAAAAGACAUUGAUCCAUUGUGUAUAUCUGGCAGAUGGAAAGGCGUACCUUAUUGUUAUCCUGAAUAUUACUGCUAUUAUAAUUCAUGUGGAAAUGGAACUUGUGUAAAGUUAAUUGGUGGAUACAGUUGUCUUUGCUAUGAAGGUUUUCAGAUGAUUUCCACAACCAAAGGCUAUACAUGUUCAGAUAUCGAUGAAUGUUCCACACCGGGCUACUCUCUUUGCGAAUUCACAUGUGUGAACACAAUAGGUUCUUAUGAAUGUAGAUGUCCUGAUACUCAUUGGCUUUAUACUGAUCCAAAUAGCGUGAACAAUCUCGUCAGCAAUACCGAAUUUUUGAUUCCAAAUAGAACAUGCAUCGAGAAACGAUGUCCUGCACCUGAGAUUCCUCCAAACGUCAUCCCUUACCCAUUAUAUACGGAUCCCUUUUCAUAUCACAAUGGACUCGUUCAAAUUGGUACAAUUGUAUAUUUUGCUUGCGAUCAUUCUGCACAUAAUUAUACGAGCUUCAUUUGUGACAAGACCGAAUCAUGGGUAAUGCUAAAUGAUUGCUUAGAUGUAACUUGUAAGCCAUUAGAAAUUACAAAACAAAAUCUAAUGAUUUGGCCUAUUAAAAAAAGCUACAAAUUUAAAGAUAAAAUUUAUUUUUUCUGUGACGAAUUUUAUGAAUUGAAUGGCCCAUCUUCAUCGUAUUGCAUUGAUGUUGACAAGUGGUCUUUGUCGAAAUUACCAGAUUGUAUUGUAAGACAGUGUCCUGGCUUGCAACUUGAUGAUUAUGAAACUAUUCCUGUUAAUAACAAACAAGACAUUACCGAGGAUCAUUUGAGAAUGUUUUUUGAGUCAGCUACACAUAUUAAAGAUACACCUGGAUACAGUUUAUUUAUUAAAUGUAAAAAUGGUGCAAAUUUUGCAAAUGGUCAAACGAAGAUUUUUUUACUUUGCAUGCAAAACUACACCUGGAAUUUGGAUAGUAUUCCAGCAUGUAUCCACCAGGAAGAUAUUCAACGAAAUUAUUCUGAUAAUGGUGAUGCAAUGAUCAAGAAAAGAUACUCUAAAAAUUGUAUCAGAAAUACUACAAGUGAUAUACAUGUCGCCGUGAAUACCUCUGCAAUGUUAUGGUGCUUUCUUAGUGCUAAAUGUACUAAUAUUACUUUAAUUAAAUGGUAUCGUGAUAAUCGACAAAACAUAAGUGGCAUGCCUUUAAAAGGUGAAAACGACAGUUGGGGAUUGUUUUUUGAAAGUGUCAAGGUAAUUGAUGAUGGCAGAUAUUACUGUGUUGCACUAGACACAAAUAACGAACUGUUGGAAAAACAUCCAGUAGAUCUUUUUGUUUACCAAACUUUUGAAACUGGUCGCAGUUGGCCCGAUAUUGUUCAAAACAGUGAACCAGUUAAAGAGAUAUUAUUUGCCAUUGAUAAUACAAAGUGGUCAAUUAUCUCGAGAACUAUGUCAAUGCAAAACAGUAGUAUUUUGAACGGAACAAAAUCAACUAAUAGCAGUUGGCUGUUUCAACAGGUUGUCUUUGUGCCACAUGGAUGUAAUAUCAUUGAAGUGAAAUAUCAAUCAGACAACUGUUCAACAUGCUUUUUGGAACUAAUUUCACAUUCUAUACAAAAUGCAAAUAUAGCAAAUUACCACUUUUCAACUUAUUUGAAUGUAUCAAAUAUCGAUUUAAUAGAUCUCAGCGAUAAUUUGUUCCAAAAAGAAAUUUGCUCACGCUAUUCAAACUUGUUUGUUGGAAUUCGUGGUGAUGUCAAUAGCGUGAUAGUGGAAAACGUUAAAAUUUAUACCAUAAAAUGUCCAGAGGUACGAGUGAGCUUUGCAUUUUUUCCGGAAACAACUGCUGCUAAAGAUGGCAGUAUUGUUUCUGGACGAUGCUUACACGGUGCGCAUACCAAUAUCAAAGGCCAACAUCCACAGCUCUUCUGCACACAACAUGGAAAAUGGAUUUAUAAUGCACAAAGUGCAAACUUAUGCUUUUGCAGUGCAAAUUACACCUCGGAAAAUGACGCAUGUGUAGAACGAGGUCCAAUUUGUUACGUUUGUUCGGGAAAUAAUAAAACAAACUGUGACGAUUCUUUUGCUGUUUUCUGUGAUAAGAAUCAGUUUUGCUUCACGCAGAUAACUAAGACUCUGGAAGGUGAUGUGACACUGAAAGGUUGUACGAACGAAUGUAAUGCAAACCGUAUCGGAUGUAAGACAAGAGAAGAAGCUUGUGAAAUGUGUUGUCAACAGGAUUAUUGUAAUAGUUGGAAAAAUACGCUUAAAGUUUAUGGAGAACACUUGCGCCCUUAUCCGAUGUUUAAAGCUAUAUGUCCCAGAAACAUUGCAGUGUUGAGAUAUUCAAAAGGAUUACUAGCUACUGCAACAAUAAUACCUCCUCUGAUAUACAAUUAUGAGCCAUUUUACAAUCUCACCGUUGAUCAGAAUAUCUUCAACGGCACAGUGCAGUUUAUUAAAGAAAGGAAUGUGAUCAUAUGGACAGCGACUAAUCGGAUGCUACAGUUUAGAAAUUGCUCAACAUAUAUUGUUUGCAAAGAUUACUGGGCGCCUGUGCUUGAUUGUCCGUCGCUAUACAUUGAUCUUUUGACAAACACGACAUCGCUGCAGUUCAGGUCGCGUCUUCCAGAAAUUAGUUAUCAUGAUUUUGGCUCACAUGUUUCAUUGCAUUAUACUCCACCAAAUGGCACAAUCACGGAAAUUGGUCAACCUCUACAAGUUACGGUUACUGCAACUAAUGAAAGUAACAAUUCAACACAAUGUGUGUUUUGGUAUAUCGGGCAAGUGGCUGAUUGUCCAUUAUGGCCUGUAAAUGAAACAGAAUAUGAAUGUGAGGGUUCAGUGAAUCAUCGAGUAUGUAAACGACGACAUAAAUGUCCCGGAAUAGAAUUUCCUAGCCAAGUGACAUCUUUAAAUUGUAUGGCUGGACAAGGAUGGAGUUAUAUGAGUCCUCAGUCCAUUGUUAAUGUCCCUUUAAAUUUAUUUCGGACACCAAUUUGCUUACAAAGUUCUGCUGGUGAUGUUCGCUUAUCUGUGAAUCUCGCCAUUAGCUCACAUCUGAAUGAAUCGUGUAAAGCUGCAUUGGUUGAUAAGGUGCACGAACUACCUGAAAUGCAUGAAACUAAAGGAUGUCGUCAGCUAAAGUGGACAUUUGCUGGGUUAUUAAUUACAGACAAUAAUCUAUUUAUUAACUAUACAAUGCGCCAUGAAAAUACAUCAACAACGCUGAAUUGUGCUGCACAAUUUGUCCGUCAAAUCAUUAAAGGAAAGCUUGCAUUUAAUGUAUUAAAGACUAUUUGUAAAGAUAUUGAAUUCAAUGCUUUGUCUGCAAAUUAUUCCACUGGUUGUUUUAAAGAUGAAUGCGCUCCUGGUUUUUAUGCUGCUGCAAAUGGCUGUUAUCCUUGUCCGCUUCAUAGCUUCUCUGAAACUGUUACUGCCAAGAAUUGUAUAAGAUGUCCAGAGAAUACAUUUACCGCAAAGACAGGAUCAUAUUCCUCUAAAUUAUGUCGAAAACAGUGUCCACCUGGUUUUUUCUCACCAACUGGUUUAGAACCAUGUCAAGCAUGCGCAGUUGGUUUUUAUCAAUCGCAUUAUGGUUUACAAUAUUGCAAUCAUUGUUCAUCACCUCACACAACUUCAACAGUAGGCUCAGUUUCAGCUAGCGAAUGCGUAUUAAAAUGCAGGCCCGGAUGGUUUAGUCGUACAGGUUUUGAACCUUGCAUAAAAUGUCCGCUUGGUUUUUAUCAAGAUAGAGCCGGACAAACAACAUGCAAUGCAUGCAUCAUUGAUGUCAACAAGCAGAUGUCGGUAAAUAAUCAUUGUAAAGAUUUUUCGUGUAGGAAAUUAGGCUGCAAAAAUAAUGGGCUAUGUUCAAAUGGGCGAUGCAUUUGCCCAUUGUUUUAUAUUGGUCUCGACUGCAGUGUAGCCCUAAAUUUGUGCUUGGCUAAUUUUUGUCCUCGAGGUGAAGAAUGUCAUUUUGAUGGAGUGACAACUUCUUGCCUUCCUACUAACAAUUCAUCAUUAGAAGAUUCAGGAAUGAAAGAAUGGCAAAAUUUAUGGAAAUUGAACCAACAAGAGCAGAAGCAGUUGCUUGAUGAAGAAAUUCAAAAAGCAGCGAAUGAGUCAUCGUUAUUGACAGCUAUGAUAUUUACAAACAUUUCAGUAAGGCUACAUACAGACUCAAAAUUAAUUGCCAAACAGCUCCCAGUAAGGAGCCAAAAUCCAAGAAUUAAAAGGAAAGUGAACAAAGAAGCAGUAAUGUACAUCGGAAACCGCGGUAUUAUAUCAGAUCCAUCUCAAUCACUGAUGCAGUUUAUUUCUAAUCAGUUAACUUCCUCAGAAAUUAUUGCUACUCGAAGAUGGAAGAAUGGAGGAGAUAAGAUUCAAUCUACUUCAGCAGCAUCAACUGCUUUAGCAGCAGUCAGUGCACCCUACGCAGUUCCACAAACUCCUUGUUCUCAUAGACUUAAUUUUUGCAAAAACGGUAAUUGCAUAACUACUAUCAAUGGAACUAUUAACUGUAUUUGUCGAGAGGGCUAUAAAACUAAUGGCAAUAAUAACUGUGUAUUGUUGCAAAACUGUGAUUAUAAUCCAUGUGGACAAGAUUUAUGCAUAAAUAUUGGCAACGAUUAUUUCUGCCAAUGUUCAGUUGCACAAAAUGCAUUUUAUAAACAACAAUGGUGUCCGAUCAAUAAGGAAUGCAAUCAAAAGAACCAAUGCAAAAACAAUGGUAUCUCGGUGUGUGAUUACAAAUCGCGGUGCAUAUGCCCGACAUCUUAUUUUGGAGAUUUUUGCACAGAAAAAGUUGAACCGUGUAAAAAUUUACCUUGCUAUCAUGGUAUCUGUAUUCCACAAUUUCAUCAUUUAUGGCCUUAUUAUUUCUGCAAAUGUGAUCCAGGUUACUAUGGCGAAAAAUGUACUGCACACGCAGCUUGCGUAGACAAAAAUAUUCAUUGUAAACAUGGUAGUUGUCGUAAAAAUGAUCAAACUGCAUACUGCGAAUGCUAUCCUGGCUUUACUGGAACCGAUUGUUCAGUGGAGAUCAAUCAGUGUAACUCGUCACCAUGUGUACAUGGCACUUGUAAAUCAAAAUUUCUGGGUUACACGUGCAUUUGUGAUGAAGGCUUUAAAGGAAAGCAAUGCGAGAAGUUGAUUGAUCCAUGUGAUGAAAAACCAUGUAAUCUCAAUUCAGAAUGCCUUACUUUGAGCUAUGGGUACAAAGGCAAAUUUGUAUGCAAAUGUGCAGAGGGUUGGACAGGAAAGUACUGCACUGAGCUGAUAGACUUUUGCAUUCAUUCGCAGUGUAUUUCUGGUUCCACCUGUAUCACCCGAUCUGGAGUUAACGGAGAUGUCGAUUACGUAUGCAUAUGCCCUCCGAAUAAAGCUGGCAUUUUUUGCAAUGAAUCAGUUGAUUACUGUAAACCAAUGAAUCCAUGUUUACAUGAUGGUAUUUGUCAGCGGAAAGAUGAUGGAUAUGCAUGUCAUUGCAAACCAGGUUAUCGAGGAGAUCAUUGUCAACAUAGCCUAUGUUCACCAAAUCCAUGCCAAAAUAACGGUAAUUGCACAAUAUUGUCGUUAACAAGUUAUAGCUGCUCAUGCCCUCAAUAUUAUGAAGGUGUUAACUGCACUGCGGUUAAGAAUGUGUGUGCGAUAAGUAAUUUUGAAGAUUAUUGUUUGAAUAAUGGCAAAUGUAUUUCUAACAACUCUGAGCCAAUCUGUCACUGUACACAUCAGUAUGAAGGACGCAGAUGUGAAAACAAGAAAGAUUUGGACUUCAAUGUUAUGUUUAACGAACAAACACGAAAUUUGACAUCCACAUUAUUUGAUGCCAGUGUAUUGAAGCAAUUCACAUUAUGUUUUUGGAUCAGGAUAUUGCCAAUGGGAAAUAAUUCUUUUACUCCUUUUCUUCGUUUCGAUCAACAAGGAUUUGAAAAAAAUAUUUUAUCAAUAACAGAGAAUGUAGUAAGAUUUGUCGAGUACGUGGCAUGGGCUAAUAUGACGCGAAAUCAGUGGCAACAGUUUUGCUUCCGCAGAAAGAAGAAUGGAGCUACUGAGUGGAUACGAAAUGGUGAAGUUGUUUGGCAAAGGAAUUGGGACGUACCACCGGUUAAUGGAAGUUUGAGGAUUCUGUUGGGGUCGUCGGAAUUAUUUCACGGAGAAAUAAGUAUGGUUCAGCUGUACAGCACAGCUCUUCGUAACAAACAGAUAAAUGAUUCUGUUCAGUACUGUAAGCAGUGGUUGCAAUCUAUUGUAACGAGUGGCGAAACUCCUCUUAUUAACUGGAAUCAGUUCUCAGGUGUGAAACAUGGAAACCGUAAUUAUCCGGGAAUAUGUACUCUUUCUGAUUGUUUGUUAAAUCCUCAUCGCUGCAAUUCAACUAUGGAUAAAGUGCCACCAAAAGUAAUAAACUGUCCAUCAAAUAUCAUUGUAACCUCAAAAAACAGACUAACGGUCGUAAAUUGGUCUCCAUCGAAAUCGAAUGAAAUUUUUGCUGAUAACGAUAUCAUUCAGAUGUCAUCAAAUUACAAUAGUGGUGAUGUUUUUACUUGGGGUAAAUAUCACAUCGUGUACAUUGCGGAAGAUAAAGCUGGAAAUAUUGAAACUUGCCAAUUCGACCUUGUCAUAGCAACAAUGAAUUGUUCUAAUCCUAAAAAGACUGAUGGCAUUAAUUUUACAAUUCGAAAUAUCCAUUCAGAAAACGUUCGAAAAGUGGCAUUUGUUGAGUGUAAAUCAAACUAUGUGUCUAUUCAUCCGGUUACUGACUUCUAUUUCUGUGACUUAAUGGGUUAUUGGACUCGCUGGUCGCAUGGAAUUAAUUUCUAUUUUCCAAGUUGUUUGAAGUAUCGAGCUCCACUGCAACAAUUAAGUGGUUUGAUAAUCGUAACAGCAAAUUGUAGUGAAUUUGAUUUGUAUAAGAAAAAUUUAACAGCUGUAAUUUUGACUGCCAAUAAACAGUUUAAUCAUUUCUGCACCACCCCGAACUGUACCAAAGAACUCAAAAUGUGGUCAAAUUCAAGUUGUGAUAAUCAAGUUUUAAGGCAUCCCAAUGAAGCAGCUCAAAAUAUAUAUCUUUAUUAUUCGAUUACCGUGAGUACCACAAGAAAAUCAAUAAAGCCUGCAGUAACGGAGAAUUUGAACAAAGUAUUUGGCAACAAGAUUGGAGAGACAAACACAUCAUGGCAAUGUCCUUCAAAAAAUUAUCCUGCUCAAAUUUUUGGAAGUGAUACUCGUUCAUGUGUAAAAUGUCCACCUGGGAUGUACUGUGUAAACGAUAGAUGUAUGCCAUGUCCAGAGAAUACGUUUAAGAAAAACGCUGGUUGUAAACAAUGCAUUCCAUGCCCAAAUAAUACAAUAACUGGCCCGAUAAUUAAAGACAUCGGUUAUCAAAGUAUUUUUGAUUGUUAUACAAACUGCAGUGCUGGUUAUCAUUACAGCAUUCAAGAUGGAAGCUGUGUUAAAUGCCCAAAAGGAAUGUAUCAAGAUCGACCGGGACAACUGAGAUGUAAUGCCUGUCCAGAAUCUCGCAGCACACCGAAAAGAGGUUCAGUACAUAUUUCAAAUUGUACGAUUACCUGUGGUGCAGGUAUGUCAAUGAGCUCACAUUCUCAAUGCGUCAAAUGUGCAAAAGGAAAAUAUCGGCAAGAAAAUUCCACUGAAGCCCGUUGUACUCCAUGUCCUGAUUACUUUACAACACCUGAUAAUGGAAGCAUUAGUCAGAACAAUUGCACGGUGCUGAAUUGUCCUCCAGGAACAUAUAUUAAUUUGUCAUUGCCAUCAGAAUGUUUCCUUUGUCCUCGAGACCACUAUCAAGAAAAAUCAAAUCAAACCGAAUGUCGACAUUGUAUGAAACCUCUUAUUACUCUGGGAAUGGGUUCUGUACAUCCUCGGCAAUGUAUGAAACCAUUGUUUUGGAGCUCUGCAGGUUCAGAUGUUGAUAUUAGUAAGUACUUCAGUUCGAAUCUAUGGCCAAAUUUUGGAUUUGUUGGUAUUAUCGGUGCCAUUGCGUUUCUUGCUCUCCUUUAUUUCCAGAGACAAAGGAUGCGAUCAUUAUUUUAUAAGAUAAGGGGAGCACAGUUAAAGCACAUGGCCACACUGAAUUAUUACCGUGAUUCUUCUUUUACUUAUCCAAUUGUUACUGUAACACCAACAGACACUAGUGCUACACCAGACUUCAGCGAGGAUAGAGUUCCAAAGAAUCGUGAAACACAGGAAAUGGUGGAAAUUUAUCAGGAAAUUUAUGAUGGAUUGCAUAGUAUGGCAGAAGGGACAUCUUACGUGUCAAAUAGUGAAUUGACUUCGAGUCAAUCUCUCAGACCCAUUUCAAGAGUUCGUCUUGAAGUGGACACCACAUUGAGGGCUGAAUUUUGCGGUAAUCCGAAGGCGUUGGGAAUGGAUUCAUCCGGCUUCCCCAUCGAUUCAGCAGAUUAUGAAAAUGCCGACCAGUGUAACUCGAUAGUUCCAAAGAAUUAUGGGCAGGAUUCAGAAGCUUCAGAUGAAGAAAAUCAAAUCUCGAGCUUUAAACGACGGCUUGAUGCUUAUCGAAACUGGAAUUUGCGAAUACCCUUGGAUGAGAUAUACAUGGAGCCCACUGAGUACAAAUUAUUUCUGUCGAAAGCAAAUGACAUAUCUGUUGAAAAAACAAGUGGCAUUUUGAAUGAGGAAAAUAAAAACAACGAGAACAAAAAUGAAGAAAGCGAUGAUGAGGACUACUUUGGCUGA
Molecule: messenger RNA, 10209 nt
Organism: Brugia malayi
Lineage: Eukaryota; Metazoa; Nematoda; Chromadorea; Rhabditida; Onchocercidae
Gene: Bma-arg-1
Exons: 60
Coding region: 1-10209 (3402 amino acids)
Molecular function (GO): calcium ion binding; protein binding
Source: RefSeq, a predicted model, not a curated record